AUGGCAGCCUUCUCGGGCUCAGCCUACUCUGGUGCUUUGCCUCAGCUACUGCCAGCUACUUUCGCAUCGAUCGAUGCGGUGAUGCGGUGCCCGGUGUGCAGCUGGCGGCCCUUCAGUAGCGAAGUGGUGCCACGGCGCUUGAGCCAACGCCGAGGGCAGCUGGACUUCAACGACCUGGCGACGCUGGAGGUGGGGGACGAACUGGAUGAUCCGGCGAGGCCCUUUGUGCUGAGAGACCUCCAAGGCAUCGACGACUAUAAGGCUGCCACCGAAAAGGAGGCCUUGCUGCAGGCUGCCAGGGAGAUUCCUCUGGAGGUGCGAGUGGGCUAUUCCUGGAGUAUUGCCCAGAAUCGGGGUGAAGGUCCGCAGAAGAUGCCGCUCGAAGAAUACCUUCGCAGUGGAAUGUACGAAGGUGCCUACGAUGGUGACACUUUUUUGGAACCGAUCUAUGCCUUUGAUAUGAAUCUUCGACUCCCGGGUCUGGAAAAUGUAGCCGAGCUCCCAGAAGCGAUUUUGACCUGGAACACUUCCGCCUUUUCCCGCGCGGUGACGGUCAGCAUGUUGGGUGGUCCCCGCAGUGCCGUGGGCUGGCAUAGCCAUGGGGCGUCUCUGCAGCUCACGCUGCAUGGCAGGAAACGCUGGUUUCUGUACCCACCCGGGGAGUAUCCUCCUGGCGAUGGGCCGGGCGGCGGAUUUUCGUUGACCGACUGGAUGGAACUGGUCUAUCCCAGCCUGCCGGAGGAACACAGGCCGCUGGAGUGUAUCGUGGAAGCUGGAGAUGUGAUUUAUGUCCCAGAUGGCUGGUACCAUGCAGUUGUGAACCUCGCGGACACCGUGGCGGUGAGUCUCCAAAGCAGGGACCUGGCGCCGGAAGCGCAGCACGCCUUCAAGGGCCUCUCCUUGCAGAUGGUACAAAGUAUGUGGCAGGAUAGCCCAGAGACCAUCGAGGAGAUCUCUGAAGCUGCGCGGGAAUAUUUGAGUCGAGGUUUGAAGAACGACCUCCAUGCACGAAGAGUGCUUUACUAUUGUUUGAUGCAAGUAGAUCAGCAAGAGGCAAUUGAUGUGAUCCUAGAAGGCAUCCGCAAAGACCCGUACCACAUUCCACUGCAGUUUGAGCUUGCCAGUUCUCUGGAUCGUCAGUUGAAGGCUGCGGAUGACGCGACUGCGGAAGAUCUGCGGGAGACCAUCAAAAUGCUGCUGGCGGAGUGGGAACCUCAACUGAAGGCCAACUGCAGGAACCAGAAAGCCUUGUGGAUUCUGAAUAAAUUCCAUCGUGCACUGGGGCAUGAGAAGCUGGCGGACGGCUAUUUCCAGCGCUUGGCCGCUUGGCACCGCGAUGUGGAUCUGAUCAGUAGGACGCAGUGUUUCUCAGCAGCAUCGAUGACAUUAGUCUUUCGCCCAAGGUUGCCCUUCAGUAAGGAUGCACGCGCACCAAAGGUGCCGGAGGAUUUGCUGGAAGAGGUGUCGGACAAGAAAGUGAUGCCCACUUGGGCUGUUUGUGGCAUGUUUCUGUUGGAGCUGGGAGUGUGGGUGGGGCUAUACUGGCGAGACUAUACGGUAGGGACAAACAUUGCGAUUGCGCACUACUAUUCCUUCCAGACAAUCACAGAUCUCUCGGCCCUCCGUGCGCCGGCGCAGCGCCGGUCCUGGUGGAAUCCCUUCAGAGCCAUUGUGGCCCUGUCGUUUAUCUUUCUGGAUGUGAGCCUGUUGAUCAAUGGCGCGGAAGACUUUGGGCUGCUACCAGCAGUGCGUUUGGGACUCUGCGUUCUGCGACUCGCACAUGCCCUGCUCUGCAUCAAGUUCUAUGGACCCAGCCAGUCUCAGAUGAUGGCGUUGCCGAAGUUCCUCCGCUGGCAUCUGCAGCAGGUGUCCGCAGUACCACUUCUGUUAGUGGCCUGGGCAGCUGUGGGCUGGUUUUGCCCGUAUGUCUUCAUUUUGAUGCAUUACAACUACGGAGAAGUCCGGCUCGAUGGCCCCCUUACAGCCUUGCAAGACACCUACGUGGUCACAGUAGUUCUGAAGUCCUUGGUUCUGGACGUCAUGUUUGCGAGCCGCGUGCAGGCCGGAAUCAGCGAACUGACGGCGUGCAUCCUCUUUUCAGGGCAGUAUCCCUUGAUCUUCGAGACCUACUGGCUGCCCCCCUUGAAAAUGGGGCAUUUGCUGGCAGAGGUAAUGUUUGGCGGCAUCGCCCUUUUGUACCUGUUCUUCGACGUGCGCUUGGAUGUGCCGGCCGAGACAUCCCCAAUCAGCACCAAAGUCGUCGAUGGAACGCCGUGA
Messenger RNA from Cladocopium goreaui, 2277 nucleotides. The record is from the annotation of a GenBank genome assembly. NCBI's taxonomy places the organism in Eukaryota, Dinophyceae, Suessiales, Symbiodiniaceae.